AAAUGAAUUGGAUCUUCUGAUUAUGGACUCUGAAGGGAUGGGAUCUAUUGCAGCUAAAUAUAUAUCCAGACGCACAGAAUUCGAUAAAAAAAUGACACUUCUUGGCCUUAUGUGCUCUCAGAUUUUGAUAAUCAACACUAAAGGAUUGACACGAGAUAUCUCAGAUAUUUUAGAAGUUUCCUCUUAUCAUUUGGGUGCAUUAAGCACCAGAGAGUCCAAACCAAGAAUUAGUUUCGUUAUACGGGACAUGAAAGAUUCUAAAAAAGCCCAACAUACUGCAUUUUGUGGUAUUUAUGAAAGCUUAAAGAAGAUGUUUGAAGAAAUUCCAGAUUCUUCAUAUGAUAUGGACGAUUUUAUGAUCGUGGAAGAAAAAGAUGUUCAUUUGCUAGAAAAUGCUUUCACAUGUUUUUUCGAUGAUUUUUGUCCGAAAUCCUUUAAGGAUCAUUAUGGAACCACAAUAAUUUCGUACAAGAAAGCGGGAUUAAAACUGAUAGAAGAACGCGCCAGCAAAGGUAAAUGGGAUGAAAAGGAUGAUGAAUAUAUUGAAAUCGAACUUACGCGCGAAAAAGAAAAAUAUUAUAACGAGACGAUUGCUAGUUUUAAGGAAAAAAUUUCUGACCAAUUUGAUCCACAAAUAAUUGAUGAGGGAGAAA
Molecule: messenger RNA, 653 nt
Organism: Acaulospora colombiana
Lineage: Eukaryota; Fungi; Glomeromycota; Glomeromycetes; Diversisporales; Acaulosporaceae
Source: the annotation of a GenBank genome assembly